GUUACAACAUGUGUGCCAGAGAACGUGAUACAGUGUAUAGCAAUAUUUGCUAUAAGGAGAGUGAAGAUUAACUUGUGAAACGCAGAUAGUUCAUACAGAUUGAAAAUGGUAACGGCAGGGGUGACUGCUCUCCUGUCACUGUCAUCCAGGCAGGCUUUCGUUGCUUUCGGCAGUUUGGUAGUUACCUUUCUGUUUUUCCUGCUGAUCCGUCAGCUUGCUAAGCAGAGGAGACCCAGAGGUUUCCCUCUGGGACCUACACCUUUGCCUCUAAUUGGGAAUAUCCUGUCUCUCGCUUCGGAGCCGCACGUCUACAUGAAGAAACAGAGUGAAACCUACGGACAGAUUUUUAGUCUUGACCUGGGUGGCAUAUCAGCAGUUGUGCUUAAUGGUUACGAUGCCAUUAAAGAGUGUCUUUCACACCAGAGUGAAAUUUUUGCAGAUAGACCUUCUCUGCCUUUAUUUAAAAAGAUGACCAAAAUGGGAGGGCUUCUUAAUUGCAAGUAUGGCCGGGCUUGGAUUGACCAUCGCAAACUCGCUGUCAACAGCUUCAGAUACUUUGGCUAUGGCCAAAAGUCAUUUGAAAACAGAAUCUCGGAAGAGUGUAUGUUUUUUGUGGAUGCUAUCGAUGACUACAAAGGAAAGCCUUUCAAUCCCAAACACCUGGUCACGAACGCCGUGUCCAACAUAACCAACCUCAUCAUCUUUGGAGAACGCUUCACGUACAAUGACACGGACUUCCAGCACAUGAUCGAAAUAUUUAGCGAGAACAUCGAGCUGGCUGCCAGUGGGUGGGCGUUUCUCUACAAUGCCUUCCCAUGGAUUAAGAUUCUUCCUUUUGGAAAACACCAGAAGCUUUUCAGAAACGCAGCCGAGGUAUAUGAUUUCCUGCUGAAGAUCAUUGACCGCUUCUCUCGGAACAGAGUGCAUCAGUCCCCGCGACACUACAUUGAUGCCUAUUUCGAUGAGAUGGAGCAAAAUGCUAGUGAUCCCGCAGCUUCGUACUCCAAAGAAAAUCUAAUAUUUUCUGUAGGUGAGCUCAUUAUUGCUGGGACAGAAACAACAACUAACGCGUUACGUUGGGCCAUGCUGUAUAUGGCUCUCUACCCAAGCAUGCAAGGUAAGGUGCAGAAAGAGAUAGACAGUGUUGUUGGAAAGAGCAAGCUACCUUCUUUAGAUAACAAGCCUAAAAUGCCAUUUACCGAAGCUGUGCUGCAUGAGGUCUUGCGCUUCUGCAACAUAGCGCCUCUUGGGAUUUUUCGGGCGACUUCUGAAGACACGGUUGUGAGGGGAUAUUCAAUACCACGGGGGACCACAGUGAUAACAAAUCUGUACUCUGUUCAUUUUGAUGAAAAAUACUGGCGCAAACCCGAGCAGUUCUCUCCAGAGAGGUUCCUAGACUGUCAUGGGAACUUCAUUAAGAGAGAGGCCUUUGCACCGUUUUCAUUAGGAAGAAGACACUGUCUUGGGGAGCAUCUGGCGAGAAUGGAGAUGUUCUUGUUCUUCACAACAUUGCUUCAAAGGUUUACUCUUCAAUUUCCUCAAGGGUCAGAACCAACUCUUACACCCAAACUAGGAAUGACUCUACAGCCUCAUCCCUAUCUCAUCUGUGCCAUCAGGAGGCAGUAGCGCAUGGAAUUAUACAGUAUGAGUAAUUAUGAGUAAACUCAGGGAAAUGGAUCACUGAAACCCAGUGCAUUUAAAGUGCUUUCACACCAACAAACCUCAAACUGAAGAAGGCAGUUUUUAAUUCCAUUUUGUAAUGGUGCAAACAUAGUCAAAUAUUUUCAACUGAACACUCCGUCAGAGCUGUCUGGUUGCAUUACAUGAAUUAUGAACCAAAAAAAGUUAGUUUGCAGCUAACUUGCAAAGAAUAAGAAAAUGAGUUUUAAGUGGAAAUAUUGCUAAUUAAAAAAGGUAAAGAUGAAGACCUUCAAAAUCCAUCCAUAAAACCUUGCACAUUUUUUUCUUCUGCAAGGUGACAAAUUCUUGGUACUCUUUUAUAAUGACUCUUUCAAGAGAACUUGUAUACAGUUAAAUGUUAACUUUAAUGUAAAUUACUACUCCAUGUAAGGGACACAAUGGGACUAAUGAUCUCCCUGUGUGUCCUUGCUAUACAGUGAGUAAUAUGCAUUUCACUGUUGCCCAUUUACUGAAUGUUUAGUCUGAUUUGGACAUUUUAUUAAUGUUGCUUUUCUAUUAGAUUUUUAAAAUCAUUUUAUGUUACAAUAAAUGUUAACUGGUCUGGCCAGAAAAAAAAUAACUUAAAAGUUUGUAGUAAAACAUUUGAUAUGAUUUGCUAAAACUGUGAAGUUAAGAGUAACACACGAGGAAUACAAUCAAAAAUGAGACUGAGAGAUUUUGUUGAAAAAGCAUGCCUUUUCAGAAAUACAACUGUGGAAAUAGCAGUUGCAGUAUCUUUAUUUUAAUGUGUAUUGCAAUAUUCUGUUCUUAUCACUGUAUUCUGUUUUUAAAAUCGGAUGUUAAAAGUGCCUGUUUACAACUAUGGUGGAGGUACUGUCUGUCUUUCGCUGUAGACAUUGUAAGAUACUGAGGUUGUGGAACUGCUUCUUUAUUUUCCUUAUUAAAGUUCUUGCAAGGAUCACUAA
Lepisosteus oculatus (spotted gar) is the source of this 2606-nucleotide messenger RNA. RefSeq names its product cytochrome P450, family 2, subfamily R, polypeptide 1 (gene cyp2r1). Gene Ontology annotation, molecular function: oxidoreductase activity, acting on paired donors, with incorporation or reduction of molecular oxygen, reduced flavin or flavoprotein as one donor, and incorporation of one atom of oxygen; iron ion binding; heme binding. NCBI's taxonomy places the organism in Eukaryota, Metazoa, Chordata, Actinopteri, Semionotiformes, Lepisosteidae. Gene Ontology annotation, biological process: xenobiotic metabolic process. Gene Ontology annotation, cellular component: cytoplasm; intracellular membrane-bounded organelle. The record is from RefSeq and is a predicted model, not a curated record.